AUGACUAUAGAAAGACCGCCGGCAUCACCAUCUACAUCACCAUCGUCGCCGGCAUCCCCCAAGCACAUCUGCACGGGCACUACGCGGAUAGACACUGGCGAGACCGUCGCAUACACCUACGAGCGCUUCGACCGCCGGCGCCAGCUCCAAAAACUACUUCUGCGCAGUCUGGCGCGGUGGCUCAUUACUGUGGUUCUGUGUGCAUCCAUAUAUGGCGUGCUCAUCUCCUACUCGUCGCACGAGGCGCUGGCGCAGCGUCGCAGGCUCGAGUUCAACACCUUUGUCAUCGCUCUAACCAUUGCGCUCGGCCUCAACAUCGCCAGCUCACUCAAGGCCAACGCCGUUGAGCUUCAGUGGUGGCUGCUCAGCUUGCACCACUAUGGACCCCGGGAGGCCGACCUCAUCCUCUCCAGCGGUCACUUCACCGUCAUGCUGCAGCUAGGCUGGACCACGCGCCGCAUGCUUAUUUGGGUUUUCGUGACGCUAUUUGUCACCCUGAAUAUUGGCUCGCAAGUUGCCCUCGCUCUUCUCGGCAUCACGUACAACAUCAACCCCGCCGACAAGUUUGCCAUCACGAAGCCAGGUCUGGUAUCGAUAGCUGACCUGUCCGACAUUCAAGGCACCAAGGUCCUGGCUACGUCCGCCAAGCAUCAAAACCUGACCGAGGAUAUCAACUCGCGGCGCUACGCGGCCAACAUGUUUGGACAGAUCGGCCUUGGCUUUUCCGAGACGACCGUGGACAAGAUACCGCGGCCUGGUGCACUGUACACCUCGGAUGCGCUCUCUAUCUACUCCUCCUUUUCUCUGCCCUCUCUGCCCGACGACUCUGACUCUGACAACACCCCCGAGGCCGAGGCCGAGAACUACGGAAACUCGUAUUCGUACACGUACGUCUUCUUCGAAACAAAUGUCCUCAAUGACAGCUACGCGGGUAUCGUCGCCUCGAACCGCACCGUGACCGUCAACGCGAGCUGCGACAGCUACAAGGUCGUCGCCGGCGGCAACGGCAUGUCGACCAAUAUCACCGUGCAUUUCGACGACGGCGAUGGCCAGGUCUACCCGCCCGUGGCCAACGGCGGCUCGCAGAUCAUGUACCUGCACGACCCGGCGGCCGAGGCCAACGACACCUGGAGCCAGGUGAGCGCCUUCGAGCCAUCCGCCGACUCGCAGGCCUGGUUCUACGUCUGCCAGGUGAACCUCGGCAACGUCACCAACGGCGUCGUCCCCGCACACUACAUGGGCGCCAACUUCUCGCGGUACGUGCCGCCGGCCAUCGCGCUGCAGGGCUACGGCUCCUCCACCGACGGCCUCACCGCCAACGCCAGCACCAACUACCAGUUCCAGAGCUACCCGUCGCAGACGUACUUUGGGCGGGCAGCGCGUGGGCGCGGCGUCCGCAUGGCCGCGCUAGUCAGCCGCUACGCCAUCAACGCGCUCGCCUCGUGCGCGCUCGCCAACGCAAACGUCGACGCCCGCGGCAUGACCCCGCUGCGCGCCAUCCAGCUCGAGGUCACGCGUUGGCGCUACGUACACGUCAUCGUCGGCCUGACCGUUGGCGUCCAGCUGCUCGUCCACCUGGCCGCGGUGCUCGUGGCGAACCGCGUGCAGGUCCGCGAGCAGCGCAGCUUGGCGACCGCGUCGCUGAUUCGGCCGCUGCUGGUCGGCGUCGACGAUCGCGCGCGCGUGGCGUCGGGGAGGCAGAUUGCCAAGAUGAUUGGCGAGAACGUGACGGUGAGGUAUGAGCCUGUCGGUGCGGGCUACGAUCUUUGCAUAUAUAGAGACGGGGAGCUCAAGGGGCUGGCCCGCAGUGCCAUUGAUAGAUAG
Cordyceps fumosorosea ARSEF 2679 is the source of this 1824-nucleotide messenger RNA. RefSeq lists its product as hypothetical. Lineage: Eukaryota; Fungi; Ascomycota; Sordariomycetes; Hypocreales; Cordycipitaceae. The transcript has 2 exons. The coding region runs from base 1 to 1824 and encodes 607 amino acids. The record is from RefSeq and is a predicted model, not a curated record.